This is a messenger RNA of Prorocentrum cordatum, 1764 nucleotides long. Lineage: Eukaryota; Dinophyceae; Prorocentrales; Prorocentraceae. The record is from the annotation of a GenBank genome assembly.
CUUCCACAACCCUUUGCUCCAGUCCAUUACUGCAGCGGGAUACGCACAUUCCAACGUACUGUACUCUCCGUGCCAGCUUUGAGCCAAUUCCGGGAUGAUGUGUGCAUCGUCUCUUCUGCUCGCAAUUGUCGCGUGGGCUUCCGGCGCCGAGGCCGGCUUGCUCUACCGCCGGGGCAGUGUCCCAGGCGCCAGGACGCAGCUCCAGCUCGUAGAGGAGCCGUCAUUGCAGGACGCUUACGACGGGUGGCAGAACGCAGAGUUGCAGCCUCAUCUGCCACUUCUGGGGUCCCCUUGCACGGAUCUGGCCGUUGCUGAGGCGCCUGGUCCAGCAAUGCCGAUAUCCGAAGGGCGUUUGGUCGUCCACGGAGCAUCUCAACCCACUUCAGUCCGAAAGAGGCCGGCCUCGAGAUCUUGGAACGACUUCGCCGCGCAAACCAUCGACGACCCUGCCAUCGAGCUCCGCUAUCUGGCGAAGGAGUUCCUGGCACAGCGCAAGCUCCAAUAUCGAUCACUGGUGCCAAACACACAUGAAGGCGGGUCGGCUGUCAUCGCCCAUUGUGGAUCCUGCGCCGAAGGCACGGGCUGUUCCACAGCCUGGAAUUUCUACGUGUCGGAAAAGGACAACAAACUCGUCGUGCAGAGAUCUGGCGUCUGUUCUGUCCAGAAGAAUAUUCCACGGUUGAAGCGGCACUGGGCGCAAAAAUACGCGGCGGUGGGCUCGCCGGGCAGAGCGUUGCAGAAAAUGCGCGACGAUGGCAUAUCCGAGGACGAGUGGCCAACUGACCGACAGCUCGAGGCGGCCCGCAAUUACCUCAAGAGACAGCAGAACAAGGGGAAGGCACCCUUGUACCCCGCCAUCUGCAUCGGCGCAUUCCAACUUUUCCUGGCGCACGCUCCAGACCACGUGCAACUUCUACAGACGGCUGAAUUCCCGUUGGUAGCGCGGAAGGACAAGGUCCUCGUGGCCUUUGGAGCCCCCUCUGCAUUGGAGCUGGCGCGCAGGUCGCCGAUGAAAACGUUCCUCAUGGAUUUCACUUUCAAGAGCAAUUGUCACGACCUCGUUCUCGGUUGCAUCGGCCCUGUCGGCCUCACAGGGGAUGGGGACUUGCCGCACAUGCGCAUGAUCCCCGCCAUUUUCGUUCUCGCCAGGGAGGAGGACCACGAGGCCCGCCGCCAGUGCAUGGAACUGUUUUUCGAUAUUGUCGGGGGGCGGUCGUUGUACGAGGACGCAUUCAUGGACUUCAAUUGCUUGCAGUCCGCGGAGAAGGUCUGCGGGCAGACCGUCUACUUGCACCGCUGUCUCCAACAUACUAAGACCGACAUCGAGAAGGCAGCGCAUGAGAAGGAGAAGAACGGUCUGACCCGGCUUCUGCGGAUGGAGAUGCUUCCCCUCAUCAAAGAGUGGGUCGUUUUCUCCUCCACGCUCCCCACCGACGUCGAGUUCCACGCGUUCUGGACCAGCAUUCUGGAACGCAUUACAAGGCGCGGGACGCUGCAACUCUCAUGAAGGACGUCUGCAGCGCAGUGGACAGCCGCGUGCGUGCCAAUAAGUACAAUGGGAUUGUGCAUCAGAUUGCAGAUCCCCCGGCUGCCCUCUACCGCUGGCCGUCCAAAAUGAAGCCAUCCAGCCGCGGCGACGACAACGAUGACCCCAGAGAGCUCGACGCCAAGCAGUCCGCCCGUCUGGACGUCGAGCGCCUUCUCGCGCACUACAACACUUUCGGCGCCGAGAAAAUCAACACAGCUUCGCUGUCUGCAGCCCCG